Messenger RNA from Metopolophium dirhodum (rose-grain aphid), 2935 nucleotides. RefSeq lists its product as uncharacterized. The transcript has 2 exons. The record is from RefSeq and is a predicted model, not a curated record. Bases 202 to 2001 code for a protein of 599 amino acids. NCBI's taxonomy places the organism in Eukaryota, Metazoa, Arthropoda, Insecta, Hemiptera, Aphididae.
CUUUAUUUUCCGUGUUUAUUUGAAUAGUUUCUUAUAAACAUAUAACGCCAUUCUACUACUUUAAGUUAAAAGAUCAACGGACUUUGGUAUUCGACAGCAAUACAGCAUUCGUCAAGCAAAAUUCAAACAUUGAAACAGAUAUACGAUCAUAGUACGUCAAAUAUAAUUAUUGGACACAGAAGAAAAAAAGUAAAAAAAUAAAUGGACUUUCAGAAGGUCGUUCAUCAAAUACUGCUGUUGUUAUUUACCAUAGAAAUUUCUACGACGUUUGGUAACCAUGAAGAAGACUUGUUCGAAUUAACAUCAACCAGCGAUAGCCCGGGUUUGCAGUACGAACUCAUAGGUAAUGGUAGAGCUUGCGGAAGUAGUUGGACAGUAAACACAUAUAUGGAUUUAAAAUUUUUAAAUAACAGUCUUAGAAAUAUUAGACAAAUGUUAAACUCAAUUGAACUAAUUGCGUUCAAAGACAUUUCUAUAACUUUGUAUCAGUUAAAAAAACACACGAACAGAUUGGAAAACGAGAUAGGUUUAAUUGUACAAAUGGGUAGACAUAACAAAAAAGUUAAGCGAUCUAUUGAGUUUGGGGGUACGGCAUUAAAAUGGAUGUUUGGAGUAGCCGAUGCUGACGAUGUACGAAGAUAUGAUAGUACGAUCGAUAAAUUAGAAAACAAUGAGAAAGAUGUUAUGCGUAUUGUUCAUGAUCAGAUAUCUAUACUAAAAAGCACAAUAAUUAAUUUUAAUGAUUCCGUUACAUCAUUUAAUGAAAAUAAGAAAAUAUUUGAUGCAAAUAUGAAAGAAGGCAAGAAAAAAGUGAACGAAUUGAUUAUUGAGAUAGCUAAGGAAGACAGAAAAAUCAUUAUUCUGAGUUCGAUAACUCUUUUAGAAAACACUAUAUUUGAAUUGGACAUGUUUAUUAGUAGGUUGCAAAGAGUAAUUUCUAACGUACAGAAUAAUGUAGUAGAUGCGUUUAUAAUAACACCUGACCAAUUGCUUUCGGAAAUAAAAAAUAUUCAGAGUAUACUCCCGGAUGAUUUGAAAAUCCCUGUUAAAUUUGAUGAGAAUAAUAUUCAAGAAAUAUUCAAAAUAUUAAGUAUUGAAAUGCACACAAUAAAUGACAGAUUUAUUUUUUCUUUAAAAUUUCCUCUGUGCCUUAUAGAAAAUUUCAACGUUUAUUACAUAUUACCUAUUUACAUUCCAAUUAAUGAACAUGGUCAAUUUCUGCAUAUGACUAAAAAUUCUAUGUAUUUGUUAAUGGACAAAAUAAUGACCAAAUAUUUUAUAUGGCCAGAUUUAAAUAACUGUAAAGUAGUGGAUAAAAUAUUUGUUUGUGGAUUUAAUGAAAUUAUACAUAAUUGUGACACGGACCCCACAUGUGUAACAGAAUUACUAAAAAAUUCUUUAACUAAACCACCUCAAUGUGAUACUUAUAUCUCUGAAUUCAAAACAGAAAUGUGGUAUCCCUCAUUUUUCAAAAAUCAUUGGUUUUUCGUAUGUGAAAAACCCACUACAAUUACUAUAAUUUGUAAUAAACAGUCUUUCACUCAAAAAAUUAAAAUUAAAAGUUCUGGAAAGUUAUACUUGAAGUCUGGGUGUAUUGCUUACACCUCGAAAGGUGUACUAAAAACUGAACAAGUAUUAAAUCAAACAUAUUUCUCAAUUCCAGUAGACUUAUCUCUUACAAAUGAUUCAUGCUGUAAUGUAUUCAAUUUUUCUAAUCAAGCCUAUCCCAAACCUAUCCACUUCGAUGAAAUAAAAAAUAUUAAAUUUAAUAAAGAUGCGUUCAAUACAAUAAAUAAACAAUUAGACCAACAAGAUAUGUUAAUAAAUUCGCUUAUUGUAGAUAAAACGUAUGAAUUUAUAUACACAAACAAAUAUUUAGUUGUCAUAAUAAUAGUUUUUUUAAUAUAUUUUAUAGCAAAAUUUUAUUUAAAUAGGAAAGCAAAAAAAUUAGCUAUAGAAAACAUUAAUUUAAGUUACAAUCCUCCAAUUUCUAAAAAUUAAUUUAGUAAAGGUUCUUAGUACGUAUACCUGAUAUUAUAUAUUAUUAUAUAAUUGUCAAAUACCAUUCACAACAUUUAUAUUAUUUUUUCGGAAGUUAAUAAUUAGUAUGUAGGUAUAUGUUUAUCUUACUUUUUUCUACACUUAUAUAUUGUAUAAAUGUUCUUGUAUAAAUAUAUUUUAUUUUAUAACAUACUUUAAUGAAAUUGUUCAAAUAAUCGAAUGUAUAAUCGGAUUGAAAUGCAUCACCUUUAUAAAUUCAAUUUUAUUUGUUACUUUUAAAGUAAUUACUAAUUUGUAUAGUUGUGUUGUAAAGAUAUCUAAUACACUAAUUAUUUUAUGAUUUGCCUUGGCAAUGAGCACCCUCACUUGUUUAUUAGAUAUUAAAAAAAAAAUUGUAUUAUUACUAUUAUGUACCUAAAAAUUUUAAUAUAUAUGUCUCAUUAUAUACUAUAUCGUGUGUUUUUUAUUAUUACUAUUAUCUCUAUAAAAUUGCUACUUGUAAAGUUGGAUAACUGAAACACCCACUUAGGUUGAAUUUAUAUAUUUUUGUACAUUAUAUUGGGCUCACUGCCCGUAAUAAAUAAAUAAUAAUAAAAUAAUGAGUUUUAGUUUUUAUAAAUUCUUAUAUUUUUAACACAAUAAAUAUUAUAUGUUAUAUAGAAAUUAGUUUUAAAUGUUUUUGAAGAGUUUGUUAUGAAUAUUUUAUAUAAAAUUAGAGGACUCGAUUUUCGAUAUUUCAUUUUCAAAAUAUAUAAAAUCGUUUUGCAUUUUUUGUUUUUUGUUUUCACUUUUUUGAUUUGUGAAUAAUUGGUAUAAUAAGCUAAAAUAUCAAAAAUCUAGUGCUAUACGUUAACAGAUUCAACUCUCCUCUUCAACUUUUAUAAGAGGUUUUUUGAUCUAAACCCAGUCAGUCAGCCGUGUUUUUGGAACUAAA